Dermacentor albipictus is the source of this 3829-nucleotide messenger RNA. Its product is annotated as lanC-like protein 3. The record is from RefSeq and is a predicted model, not a curated record. Gene Ontology annotation, cellular component: plasma membrane. Gene Ontology annotation, biological process: carbohydrate metabolic process; peptide modification. Lineage: Eukaryota; Metazoa; Arthropoda; Arachnida; Ixodida; Ixodidae.
CAUUCCGAAGCGCUUGGUGGUGCGCCUAGCGAGAGACAGCAGCGGCGCGUCUCGGAGCGCGCUCGGCGUUGUCGCCUGACGUUAGGACCGUCGAGUCGCGCUUUGCAGCUCGCGCAGGUUGAGACGGCACACAGCCGGCCAAGGAGCUCGCUCGCAGUUGACGAGCCGCCGCUGCGACAGCAAACGAACGAGAGCUGUGGCCGUCGCCGGUCUGCCCGUGAACUUCGGCGUUCACGGACUGCUUGCGCGGGUCUAUCGUGCGGCGGCAGUAGCGGGCAGCCGGCGCCUGUGGCCGUGUGCCGUCGCAGGCCUGGGUAACCUCCUGACGAGCGUCCGCUGGCAGAGCGACGACGGCCGUCGUAGCGGCGACGACGAGGCCAUGUCGUCGUCGUCGACCAAGCCCAAGCGCUACUUUGUCAACACGCUGCCCGACUACGACGGAGCACCGAUCCCGCUCGAGCGGGAACUGUGGGUCGAGCGCUGCCGCGACACGGUGCAGCGCGUAUUCACGCACCAGGGCACGGGGUUCGAUGACUGCGACGGCGGCCUGUACGUCGGAGUCGCCGGCGUCGCCUUCAUGGCGCACCGCGUGGCGCAGAGCCCGCACUUUGCGGGCGACCGCGCGCGCCUGCUGACCAAAGCGCAGACCUACCUGGGCCACGCACUCAGCUACUGCGACCAGCCACAGGUGCGCGCGGACCGCGCCAUGCAGUCGGCUUUCCUGCUGGGCAGCGCCGGCGUCUGGGCGCUCGCCGCCGUGGUCGCCAACGAAGUGGGACGCAACGACGACUGCGACAACUUCUUGGCGAGGUAUGCAGCCGUAGCUGACAUCUGCGUGCCAGUCAAGUUCCUGGACUGUGGCAGCGAUGAGAUGUUCGUCGGACGAGCUGGUUACCUGACGGGACUGCUCUACCUACGCUCCAGACUCGGACGAGAGGAACCAUCAGCAGGAAAACACCGCUCCAGAACAGUGGUGGAGGCCACCACCGAAAGCUUGCCGAGACAACCUUACGGGAACAGCCGCCACAGCCCUUUGCCAACGGCCUCCAACGGAACAACAGGCACCAAAAAUAAGAGAACAAUGGUUCGAAGCCUGCCGACAGAGAACAGUGAAAGCCUGAAAAGUCUGAAGGUGCUGCCUGAUGAGAAGAUUGCACUGCUGCUCCAUUCCGUGGUGCAGUCCGGCAGGGAGUAUGCCAAGAAACACCGCAGCCCUUGCCCGCUCAUGUAUGCCUACUACGACGUGGAGUAUUUGGGUGCAGCGCAUGGCCUGUCAUCGAUACUGAUGACGCUGCUCCACUUCCCAUGGUUUGUUGCGGGUGACCAGACGGUGGAGCGCGACAUCCGAGCCUCGGUCGACUUCCUGCUGCACGUGCAGACACCGCGAGGCAACUUUCCGUGCGACUUAGAGGACGUCACUAAGCCACGUCGUUCCCAGGACGAGCUCAUACACUGGUGCCACGGUGCCCCAGGUGUGAUGCAACUAAUGGCCAAGGCAUACCUGACGUGGCAAGACCCACGCUACCUGGAGUCGUGCCUGCGUUCGGGCCAGAUGAUCUGGGAGCGCGGCCUCCUGCGCAAGGGCCCUGGCAUCUGCCACGGCAUUGGCGGCAGUGGCUAUGCCUUCCUGCUGCUCUACCGACUCACGACCGAGCUGCGCUGGCUGCACCGGGCGCGCCAGUUUGCCGAGUUUAUGUUCACCGACGAGUUCAAGCAGGCUCGCACGCCAGACUGCCCCUACAGCCUCUUCGAAGGGCUUGCCGGAACGGCAUGCUUCCUGGCCGAUCUGCUGGAACCACGCAGCGCCACUUUCCCGCUGAUCGACCCGUUCUAAGGGGCACUUGGUCGAUGUAUUUUGCAAGGCCAUGCCUAGGGUGUGUCUACACCGUCGUCUGCAGUGUCUGCUGGUUGAUUAGUGGGUGCCGAAGUGCAGAAGGGCAGCAUGGGGUAAGGGAAGUCAGAAUGGAAAUUGCCAACAAGCACAGGGUGAUAGGAAGGCACUGAGAAGCAAGUAUGGGAUGCAAGAAAAAGGGGCAGCCCGACAACUGUAGCGAACUGAGCAAUUGUGUUAGUCAGCAAAUAUGUCUGCCGUAGCAACAUCAAGGAUCAAACAGGACACGUAAGGGAAAGAAUCAUAAGUGUAGCUUAGCAUUCUUUUGAACGGUAGAAGAAAGAAUGCAAUGCACAAAAAAAGAAACAGGAUACAUGGGAGUUCGACUCACGUGUUAUGUCUCUUUCACUUGGUUAGAGGAAUCUUAGGCACACCGUACACAAACUUUCUCAACAUAUGCUUUCUUGAGAUUAGUGUGGUGUCGCUAUCGACUCGACGUAGCUGUAAGCCGGCAGUGUUGCCUGUUUUGGAGUAUGCAACGCACUUUCGUUGUAAUCACUGCACUCUGACGAGCUUCAACAGUGUGUGCAGAGCCCUGCCUUCUUGUUUGCUUGUAGAAAUUGACUUUAAUCAUAGCUGUGCUAGCUUUGAAGGGAGCCAAAUGCUGGUCUUCACAUUUUGUCUAUCUACUCAUUUGAGAAUGGGAUGCUAAUAAGUAGGGCCACUUAGUUGAUUAUCCAGAUAGUAUUGCUACUGACCAAAAUGGCCAUGAUAACGUUUUAUUGCUGGUCGUUAUCCUUAACUGUAGUACUUUCGCAUUGCCUUCAUGUCACAUUUUUAGAAUUGUUACAGCAAACCAUGCAGUCCUGCGAGGUCGUCGAGCGUGCUAGGAGAAUGCACAGAUUAUAGGAAACUGCGCCUUAUGUGCUAUUGCAAUCACAAUGAGAACGGGGGGAAAAAAAGAAAGAAAAGCAAUUUCGUGUAGCACUUAGUGUGCUUUGUUAAACUUCCAGCUCAUUUUUAAUUGCAAUUCAUGACUUGUGCUCUUGAAAUACAUCUAGCAGAUGUCCACAUUGUCGAGGCUCACUUUUAGAUGCAACAUUCGUCUCUUUGAGCUUUGUUCUUGGUAAGCACAACUCGAAUAACUUGAAUAGUUGGCUUUAUUUCAGCAACAUGAAGCCACAGGGUUUGUCUUCAAAUGUAAGCAUAUGAGAGUGAGUCGUGAAAUUGUCAUUCCAAGUAAAACAAUCCCCAUAAACACAGGGUGUUACGCAUUUAGCCGAAUACAUCCUUAUUUGAUGCCCCAAGUGCAAUGUUCUUGAAAGUAAUGAACAUCUUGCAUAAGCACAGUUGUUUUAUGGGCCACUCUAUUCUACAACGGAGAACAAGAACUUGUCGCAUGGUCAGUUUCUUUAAAUAGAUGUUAGUUGGCACAGUUAGUGCUUCGUAUUGAUUGCAGUUGAUAUAGUAUACCGAUUUAUUACUGAUUACCAACAUAGUGGCCAUAUUUCAGCUUUUUAACAACGCAUUGAAACGCCGUCCCUCUCACCGUUUGCACUGAACUAAGCCUUCCUCUUUCACGUCGUUUUCAAUUCUUUUGCAGAAUAUGUGGCAUGUGCAAGCACUAGUUCCAACUAAUGUUUAAUGCAUUGGACUAUGUAAUGUAUAGUUAUUUAUAGAUGGUGACGUUAUCAGGAAGCAAAACGAAAACUGGUUGUAAAUACAAAAACAGGUGACAACCCUUUGCUAACAAAAAUAGAAGCGCCGACAUACUGAACAAACAGUGCAGACAGGAAGACUACACGAAGGUGACAACACAGACGCUGGCUAUCAACUGGUGGUCUAUUCUUUAGGAACAACCGCCAGUUCAGAGUCCAUGCCCGCGUUUUUGUCUUCCUGUGGUCCUGUUGUCGACACUGUUUGUUUAUUCUGCUGACAUUAAACAGACUAGUCCAACUUAUCACUCUUGUACAAUAAAAGCAAAGCCAUGUGUCGCUA